Malaya genurostris is the source of this 787-nucleotide messenger RNA. RefSeq lists its product as uncharacterized. Gene Ontology annotation, cellular component: Golgi apparatus; ciliary membrane. Lineage: Eukaryota; Metazoa; Arthropoda; Insecta; Diptera; Culicidae. Bases 126 to 629 code for a protein of 167 amino acids. The record is from RefSeq and is a predicted model, not a curated record. The transcript is spliced from 3 exons. Gene Ontology annotation, biological process: negative regulation of smoothened signaling pathway.
ACAGGUAGUCUUAUCUGUCAGUAGAGUAUCACAACAAAUGAUAUUCAACAAUACAAACAUUGUAGUUGAAAUAAAAAAGUGAUAAUGUUGUCUUAAACUGUUGAAACAUUUAUGGCCGUAUCGAAAUGGAUAAAUUGACUUCUAUCAGUGCGGCAUUGUUCAUGGCAGCCGAUGUUUGUGCCAUAGUUAGUCUUGCAAUGCCAGAUUGGAUUGUAACCAGUGUGGGUGGAGAAACUCGUCUUGGGUUGAUGUGGAGUUGUAUGACACUGUACAACCGACCUCAGGUUUGCUUCACACCAGAGCUACAGCCCGAAUGGUUGAUUGCCCUCAUCUGCAUUUUCGUGGGCUGUAUAUGCAUCACGACUACUAUCAUUCUACUUGCUUCCAGUAAUUGGGACCGGAAUGUGAUACCCUAUGCCAGAUGGGUUGGCUUUACUGCAAUGGUUCUGUUUUGCCUGGCUGCUGUGAUAUUUCCUCUUGGGUUUCAUGUAGAUGAAAUCGGAGGCCAACCGUACCAUUUGCCUCAUUCGCACCAGGUUGGAAUUUCCUACAUAAUGUUUGUACUGGCUCUCUGGAUAACAGUAAUCUCGGAAUUGUUUGCGGAAAAGGUUUGCUUACCGCAAUUUUAAAGCGAGUUGUAAUUCGUUAUCGCACGCAGUAUUCAAUAAACAAAAUUCGUAGUUUCUAUGUGCUGGGAUUGGUAUUAUUUGAAUCCUGUUCUAUUCAUAUUUUCUGCUAGUUUUAAGCGACAAUUAAACGUUAAGUGUGUGAUAUUACUGUGAACAAA